CUGGACGCCGCUGGCCACGCGAACGGCGUCUCGCCGUCAAGAAGAACCCCGAGGGGCUCUCGACGAGAGCGAUUCGUUGUUUUAAACAUUCAACUCAAAGUGAAGACCUCGUUCGCGUUUAAAAAAACAACCCGCGGUGUUUUGCUUUAGCGAAUUAGACGGCGAUAAAAGUGCCGCGCAUUGGGACUCGGGGUACGGGGAUCGCGACCCAGUGGCUCGUGGAGUGGAAAUUCGCGCUGCUGCUGCUGCUGCUACAAAGCGAUGACAGCAUCGGCGUCUUUGACAAGGAUGGACGGCCCCCGUGCGAGGGGGCCCACGGCAGGACGGGGCCGUGGUCGAGGAGGGGUCCCCCCCAGGCCUCCGGGGAGCGCGUGGGCGGCGGGGGUGCCCGGAGGAGUUGCGGGGUCGCUUUUCCCGGGCGGUAGAGGUCGAGCUGGAACCCCUGCUCGCCCUCCAACUCCGGUGGCAAGAGGUCAACCGGGGCCAAAUAUGGGGCCCGCUGCUGGUGGGGUGAAGGUGGCGCGUGGGGGCGCAUCCAUGGACGGCCGCUCAGCCCAGCAGAGAUUCCACGAGGCUCAACUCGCCAACCAGGCGGCCGCCAGAAAAUUCACCAACGAUUGCGACAGGUCCACCUCCUCGGAUGAUGACGACGACGACGAUGAGGAUAACGACGUUAAGGAAGCGCAGAGCAACAGAAUCCUGGACUCGGCACUCCGCCAAUACACAGGGCAAGCAGGCACGGAGGGGGCGGUUGUGCUGGAGAGGACGAGGCAGCUGCUUGAGGAGUGUCUGCAGUCGGGGGCGCUCUCCUGUCUCGUGUGCAUCAGCAGCGUGAAGCGCACGCACGCCGUGUGGAGCUGCAUGGGAUGCUACAGCGUGUUCCACCUGCCGUGUGUGCAGCAGUGGGCUCGGGACAGCGCUCGCCUCGCUGUGCCCUCCCCGCUCUCCCCACAGCACUUCCCGGCUGUCGACACGCCCUGGCACUGCCCCAAGUGCCGUCACGAGUACGCGCGGAAGGAGGCACCCAGCGUGUACUACUGUUGGUGCGGCCGGGAGCCCGACCCCCGGCCCGACCCGUGGCUCGUGCCGCACUCGUGCGGGGAGGUGUGCAACCGCGAGCUGCGGCCGUCCUGUGGCCACCGCUGCCUCCUGUUGUGCCACCCGGGCCCGUGCCCCCCUUGCCCCCAGGUGGUGCGCGUCCCAUGCCACUGUGGAGGGGGCGGCGUUCAGAGCCGGCGCUGUGGGGGGCGUGCGUGGUCGUGCGGCACCCCCUGUGGUCGCGCCCUGCCAUGCAGGCAGCACAAGUGCAGCGUAACGUGCCACGCAGGUGAGUGUCCCCUGUGCCCGCACGUGAGCUCCCAGCUGUGCUGCUGUGGGACCUCGCGUGCUAUGAGGCCGUGCAGCUCCCCUGACUGGCAGUGCAUAAAGGUGUGUGGGAAGGCAUUUGACUGUGGCGUACACACGUGUGAGCUCGUGUGCCACGCGGGGGCGUGUGGUUCGUGUCCACGCUCCGGGGAGCGCAGCUGUCCCUGCGGAAAGACAAGGUGCUCCUUGCCGUGCACGGAGGAGGUGCUGCUGUGUGGGGACACGUGUGGCCGCCUCUUGUCAUGCGGCGUCCACACCUGCGCACAGCGCUGUCACCGUGGACCCUGCGACACCUGCCGGCAGGUGGUAGAGAAGGUGUGUCGGUGCGGUCGCCACUCGAAGGCGAUGCCGUGCCUCAAAGAGUAUCUGUGCGACACGCGCUGCACCCAGCAACGCACCUGCCAGCGCCACGCCUGCCGGCGCAAGUGCUGUGACGGGAGCUGCCCACAGUGCGACCAGGUGUGCGCCCGUUCCCUCUCCUGCAAGAACCACAAGUGCUCCUCCAUUUGCCAUCCCGGCAGCUGCUAUCCGUGCGGGGUGAGCGUGGAGGUGAGCUGUGCAUGCGGUUCCACGAAUGUCACGGUGCCGUGCGGUAGGGAGAAGCACACACGCCCCCCACGCUGCAAACAGCUGUGCAGCGCCCAGUCGGACUGCCACCAUGCGGCACGCGAGCCCCACCGCUGCCAUGGGGGGCCGUGCCCCUCGUGCCGCCAGACGUGUCGCCUCCCGCUCAAGCCGUGCGGGCACGUGUGUCCCGCCCCGUGCCACGAUAACGACACGCUCGCCGAGCCCGCCGCGGCUCAGCGCGCUGGCCCCUGGGAGCUGCCAGCGCCCGUGGUGAAACGGGCGGUGUCGUGUCCACCGUGCAUGCAUCCCACCCCCACGAAAUGCCUGGGAGGCCAUGAGGAGAGUGCGUUGCCGUGUCACGCCGCCCGCCCCUCCUCGUGCGGCCGUGCGUGUGGUCGAUUGCUGGUGUGUGGGAACCACACCUGCUCGCUGGUGUGCCACGCCGUCACGGGCUCCGGCCUACAGGCCGGCCCGGAGUGUGCGGUGUGCGAGGAGGGGUGUGCACGGUCCCGCCCGGCGGGGUGUACCCACCGGUGCAAGCGCCGGUGCCACCUGGGCCCCUGCCCGGCCUGCACACACACCAUACGCACACCCUGCCACUGCACACUCGUGUCCAUCCAUCUGUCUGCCAGCGAGCUGCUCUCCGCCGGUGAGACGGAGCGAAGCAAACUGCUCUCCUGCAAGAACCAGUGUCCGCGAAAGUUGGAGUGUGGACAUCGCUGCCGCGCCCUUUGCCACCCGGGCGCGUGCCAGACCGGCGAGGCGUGUACGCACCGCGUGCGCGUGCGGUGUGCAUGCACGCGCAUCAAGAAGGACUCGGUGUGCUGGAAGGUUCAAACUGGCCAGCUGCGCGUGGAUUGUGAUGAGGGAUGCGAGGAGGAAAAACACAAACUCCAGCAGGUGAAGUUUGCCGAGGAGCAGGCUGCCUUAGAAGAAGAGGAGAAAAAGAAACAGGCGGAGCUGGAGUCUUACGCGCGUCUCUUCGGGAAGAAGCGCCGUCGCGAGCGCUCCCAAGCACUCUCCGCACCCGCUGCCUCGCACACGCGCAGGAACAUCGCCAUCACAGCCAUCGCCGCCACCGUCAUCGCCAUCAUCGCUUCCGCUGUCUCUUACAUAUACAAGGAUUGAUCAUUACCCAUCAUCGCAUUCAUCACCAUCAUCACAACCAUCAUCGCCAUUAUCACGAGUAUCACCAUCAUCAUCAUUGCCAUCAUCAUCACUGUUAUAACCUAGGCCAGUUUGGACUAACACUCACCUUCGCCAUGACCCUCGUCAGCACAGGUACACUCAAUACUAUAACAAUGUUGAUGGUGGUGAUAUAUUAAUGCGGGCUGUUUACUUGAGGGUAAUACAAUCAUGUUUGUUGUUGGAAUAAAUGGAGCUCAUAUAGUGAUUAGACACACGACCCGAGGCCUACGCACAGCAGACACACAUCCGUACACCGAUGUACCCCCUUUGUCAUUCUAUGAAUUUUCACGAUUCGGGAUGGCAAUAUUUAAUCAAAUAGAUUCUAUUAACCAAGUUCUUAGUUGACUGUCUUAGCCCGGCCACUAAUGGCUGCACAAAAAAAGCCCAUCGCAUUAUAGAUUGACCGCAGUGAAUUUUUUAAAAUGUAUUCUUGAAUUGAACUGUGGCCCUGAAUUGAAAUAUUUCUUACAACUGCAAUGGGGUGAAUUGUUCACCCCCCUUCCACCCAAUGAAAAACCACAGUAAAUAAUACCAGUCACUCGCACUCGCCAUACACACCACUCUUGCCCACCACACCACUCGUGUUCCUAACACAUGUUCACCACACACACUACUCAUGCUAAUCACACAUACACUGCUCGCAGUGAUAUACAUUUGUUCUCAAAAGAAUUGUGUUUGAAAGUGAUGUGCGCAUGUUAAAGAAGAGAUAUACGGGCAGGAGCGUUCCACUAGAAUGGAUGGGUCCAAGUCCUGAUAGGGUGUUACUCCCCAAGCCGUCAUCAUCUCAGGCUCAUGGUACCACGAUCCAAUUUUACGUCUGUGCAUGAGUCUAUUGUAUCACUCCAUCUCAUAUUAGAAGGGGAGACAUCCUUUGGCAAAAUUGUUCAGAGCAACAUUAUUAAGUGUUUUGUUUUCUCCAUUAGCUUGACCAGAGAGACAAUGGCAUAUAGAGACGUACAUAAAAAAAUUAACUCCAUUAAACUGUACACAAAUGCACAGCCUUGUACUGCCAUCUGCUGGCCACAUAGCCAAACUAAUUUUACUAUGUCCUGAAGUCAGACCGUUUCAUGAGCAGAUCUUGAUUCCCCAAUUUGACGUCUCACCCCACCACCUCUGAGCUUGCUUCGUGAACAAGAUUUAGUUUAAAUAAGGGGCCGUAAGUCAGAUUCCGUGGGGCGUGGUGCUGGAGUCGGCAACGACGUUGGUCCCAUCGCCUUCAGUGAGUACCCGCGGCACGCAGGAGAGCCACGUUGGCAGCAGGACGGGGCAGGUAAGGGGCCGUCCAUAAAUGAGGUCACGCACCUAGAGGAGGGGGAGGGGGUGAGAAAUGUGACGUCACAUCAAAAUGCGCAACUUUAAAUAAAUAUAGACAACACGUUCUACUUAAUUAAAUAGACAUUCUCCGACAACAGAGUGCAGCACCACAUUAAAUACGCACUACAAUGACAAUAGUUUAAAGCGAUUUGAAGCAUGUUUUUUUUGGGGGGUGGGGCAGAGCUUUGUGACGUUAUACAGUAUUUGAGGGGGGGGGUCUGACUUUCUGUGACGAAGAUGGGGGGGUCAAAAAUCGUCCAAAAUCGCGCGACGUCAUUUAUGGACGUCCCUUAAGGUGGUCGGCGGUUGCGGACAGAAGGUUUUGGGAAGGAAGAGUCAAAUCUAAUUGUGUUUUUGCUUCAACACUUGCGCACCUUACUAGCACAUCUGCCACGCAUUGAGCGAAUUUCACAGUGGAAUCGCAGCAGCCAGCCAGGCCCAACGACGCAUUCUGCCGAUAUACCGUCCCUCCACAUUCUAAACGUUGCAAGGCAACGAUUGUGACCAUGGGAUGAAGCCCUCCUCCCAUCAGGCCCAGCAUGCCACGUGCCAUCACGCUGUGUAUUUUAUGCACGCAGCGGUAUUAUUGAUUAAUUAAGGCAAACAUGGGGCUGUAUUAUUGAGACCACUGGAUACCAGUUUCGUGCUUACACGUAGUAUGGUGAGGUUGCGUGGCAUGCAAGGCAUGACGGGCAGACCGAUUGUAAUCGUGCAUUUCGGUGUAUAUAAAUUACCUUGUACGUGCAUUGCAUACCCAGGGAACAUACAACGUUGGCAUGUGGUUGGAAACGUACUUUCCAACCCUACCGAUUUAAGCGUUAUUCUGCCAAUGUUUUUACCGCGACACCAAAUAACCGAAUUUCGAUAUUCAUCAUUUCCCUUGUUAAUGCGAUCUUUGCUUUGAUAAUUAGUUUGCGGUAACAUUGUUUUUUAAGUGCAACCUGCUGCUUACACUGGUAGGGUUAGCCGUAUUGCUAGGUUUACUCAGCAUUUACCCAGUAAAACACGCAAUUCUGAGCCAACGUUGGUCUAUCAUCGUUUGGUCCAACGGUUCCACCCACGUGUCAACUUUGACCAUAUUGUUGCAUGUUUGCUGAGUAUCUGAUGAGUUACAUUCGCAGAAAGUGUUGCAAUUGGUGUGCUGAAUCCCAACCCUCAGCACGUGUUGUGUUUCGGGAGGCAAGGCGCACGCUGCGCCGUCGUGCCGCCGUGCCGAAGCGCGUCCAGGAAGGCGUUUGCCACAAGUUCCGCUUGCAGCCCACGAAACUUCCCCCUUUUUGUCACACGUUGGGACUUUUUUUGUGCCUAUAUUUUUUUCGCUGCCACUGCUGCCACGAGUCCCAUUUAUAGCCCUGCCUGCCAACAUAGCGAUGUUGAGCAAGGAGGACUUACAGUGCGCGUGUCGGCAAGGGUUGUAGUAUACGACACCUUUCACCAAUGAUCCCCAAUGUCGGUUAAACCCGUCUUGGCAAAUGGCAAAUAGGUGAUCAUGGCCACACCACCGCACUGAUGAUCAAUAAUGAUAAAAGUACAUGUGAUGGAUCAAUAAUGAUAAAAGUAAGUACAUGUACAGCUUUUUAGUUCGCUGGUGGUUGAGCGCUUUCCCACGCCGUACGGGUCAUGGAGGUCAAGUGAUGAAUUCGCCAUUGCGGGUUCGUGAAUGCAUAAGACAGACGUGUGUGCACGACCCUGUGCUGACCACCACGGAGCCCUACCGGCAUUCUGCCCAUAACAACUUGGCGUGCACGACGGCCGCCCAUCCGCGUCCUAUCCAUCUUUAAAACUGCUUAGCUUUACAGAUCUGACGCACGGAGCGCGCAUUCCAGGCUAAUUGGUGAUAGACGGAUGAAUAUGGGUUCCACUUAAACAUGUAUCUUAGUCCAUCAGCCUAUUGGGUUACCAGACUAAUAUCCAGUAUAAUGUUUAAACACGAUCUCAUGUAAAGUCAGAACUAUUAAACAAUGCUGAUAGGUUAUAAUUUGUUAUAAGCAAGAGCACCUUAUUUAUAAGGCAGAGUCUAGGCCAAUCCAAUAACAAAAACGCUGUUGUCGAGUCUUGUGGGUAAACAAAUAGACCUGUCUUGUGGUCUUUCUCAACCAAUAUUUUUGCUAAAUAUAUAGAAAUGAUAUGCUCUAUUUACUUUGAGGCCAGUUGAACCAAUUAAAAUGUAGAAGCCAGGCACAAUACAAGUAAUGAUACGAACGAGACAUUCAAAUCGGUUCUUAUACAAGACAACAAAUACGGUUUAUAGUAUUCUUGAAUCUAAAUGCAGUCCUGCUGAAUCAUGGCAUUUUAUCAAAUUGAAUGGAGGAAAUUAUUGUGACACUAUGAUGGACAUGUACUGGCAAUUACACAUCUCUUUUUGGAGGUUCUGAGCCGAUGGUGGAAAUUGCACAUUCCUAUGACAAGAGCGAUGGCGCAGUGAUUAGUGGACUGCACCGUGAACUUGGCGAUGUGAGUUUGGAUUCCCAGCCAUGGCUAACAUCAGUGGUUUGGAGUGAUGCCUGUGAACUGGUUCUACCCCCCUCCCCUCUCCGCCCUUCACCAUCCUUCACCGAUCACAGUGGUGAAGUGUGAUCAAGUAACCCCUAUGACGAACGUGGAGUGGCGAGGCCUUCAACAUUGAUUUUACAAAAAAGCGGAAAUAACACAAUUUGAGUAUAUAUCUAUCACAAUCAUUGAAAGUGGACUGUCAUCAAAAUUAAGUAAAGGGGUAAGUCAGAGCUGGUCGAAGUCCCUUUGGAAAACAUAAUUUGGUCAACAAAAUCAGGACGCCAAUGAGGCCUAAUAAGGGAGGCUUUUAAUGCACGUUGGGUGACCAUAACAUAUACAGCUCAUAGAAAAGUUUUCAAAGAAAUACUGAGUGCUGCAUGCUGGGAAAUACGCUGAGAAAAAAACAUUGAAAUCUGAGACAUCACAGUGACAAGAGAAUAGAGAAGUGGGCUUGAGCAGGACAGGUUCCAAGAAGGGGUGAACUCUCGGUAGCCAAGACUUUAACAACAACAAAAACAGCCAAAGGAGAGGACGUGCAUGACGAGAGGACGUCAACUGAGGGGUCUGGGGCAAUUAAAUCAGCUGGUGUGCAGGAGUUCGAUGGAUUUGCUGAGGCUGUGAGAGAUGGUGAUGGCUUGAAGAGGGAUUCGUCCAGCAGUGGAUAUACUAUGGCUGAUGUGUGUUUAUACCAUCAUUCUAUACCAUGUGCAGUUAUUUAACAUGCAGGUUCACACUUCGGUGAUGUCAAUUAUGUUUUUGUAAUGCAGAUAAUUUAAUUAUUUGAAUAUUUUAAGGACAGGAAAAUCGAUGUGUUAUUGACCGACUAGGCCUUCAUCACGAAUAAACAAGGGUGAUGGCGGUGAUGUAUCUUGCCAUCGGCGAAAUCCAGGCGACGGCAGUGUCUCCUUUUGCAUGGUUCGUUUGUUGAGGUCAAGGCCUGUUAGUGAGCACCUAUUUAAGUCCACAUUUAUUGAUUGUGCGCAUGUGAAAUGGCCUUACAAACAGGUCUUUCCAUCAUACGUGAUCAUCGUAAUUAAUAUUUGUAAUAUGUACUGCUGGAUGAAGGUCUCCCCACACGUGUCGGUUUUGUGGGUGGUUUGACCAUAUUUCACCACGCUGGUGAGUGUGGGUUGGUCAAGCUGGUGACGGAGAGGCUGCUCUGAACAAGUUCAGAUAGAGUAUAGUGCUCCAACCGCCAUAUCAACUUCUCCGUACACCGCACUGAAGUACAAUUCAUCCAGCAUUCAACCCUUUUCACACAUCUAAUUCUCAUAAACCUUACAAUACCACUACAUAUAAAUAAUCUGUCAUAUCGCCCUCAAAUAUUAUUCUUACAGCAGUAUUCACCGCACACAUCCUCUUCCCGUAAACCAUGCGCAUUGUGAAAAUAUAUUACAUAAAACAUGUGUUUUGAGGCCAUACAUAAACCCUGAAAAAUAAAAGCGUGACUAAAGUCACAAAGAAGUUAAAUUAUGAUUUCAAGCUUUCGUGACUGCAGGAAUUACUCUUUGGUUCUUUCGGUAAAGUCGCGUAGAAAGAAAAAGAAAAUUAUUUAAAUACGAAGUUUCGAUUGCAAAACAAGCAGUCGUCAUCAGGUAGAACUAAAUUUGAGAGACAAAACACAAACACGGAGACACAAGCAGAGAGAGACACAACAUAGACACACAGAGACCCAAGAAGAGAGAGGGGGGCAGAGAGAGUUGUGGGUCUGCUGGAGCAGAGAAAUUAGCAUGUCAAUGAGAGAGUUGUGUGGAAAUCCACCCCAAAGCGGCCGGGAGAGAAAGAGCGAAUGGACCUAUGAGAGCCUGGUAAAUUUUAGAGAGAGAAAUAGGCAGUUUGAGAAAACAAAAUUAGUCGGAGCGGGCCACACACAGGUGGAGUGAGCAGCGCUGCGCUGGAGGCAACGAGGACGUCUAUCGAAAUUGAAAUAAAUACAAAUAACUUUAACCGUUCGGAUAGCUACCGCCUUAGUGCUGCGUGGAAGUUGGCUGUGUCGGGUGGUGGCAGGUUUUAACGACUUUUACGCGAUCUAACCCCAAAAAAAACCUCUAUUAUAGAUCAACAGAGAAAAUCAGUCAAGUUUUGACUGGACUGAAAAUAGCAACGUAAAAUAGGGGGUAAACUGCAUUGACUUGAAGCUGUGGGACAGGAAUAACGUGGAUAUAAAAAUUUAGAAAAUCAACAACCGUGACACUUAACAAUGCAUUCGGGUAGGACGGCCGUACUGCUGCUGAUGAUUUAUAAAAUAAUAAUGAAACUACUCCUGGCCACAGUGAUUCUUUGUUUUGACAUUGUGGUGAUCGUAGCGGCCUCGGUCGGCUGAAAGGAGUCACGUGAACCCAAUACGUACAACCAUGUGUAUAUGGACAGACCGUUUGCCAUUCCACUGCUGUUUGAGGGUUUAUGAGAUUAUGCUUCACUGCGCUGGUCAAUGCGAGUUGGUGAAGGUUGGGGGAGUAACAGUCUCCCUCCCCCCACUGCCCACAGCGCAAAUUACUGCUGCCGGUUGCGCAUGGCGGUCACUCAUCCAAGCACUACCCAGGCUCAAACUCUGCUUAGCUUCCGAGCUCCGAUGGGAUCGGGCGCAUUUCCUCGUUAAGGAGAAUAAACCAUCGUCACAUGAACUCCGGUCGUCAUCCUCGCAGCGGCGGCUUGUGGCUGGCCGUCGAACAAAGACGGCGGUCACCGCAUCGCGCGGCGCUUUCAGAUGCGCUUCUGUGGCCGUCUGGAAUGCUCUUCUUUCCGAUAUUAGGAAGCCACUGGAGAUGUGCAAAUUUUAAACAUCUAGAUUGGCAAACUCAUUUCUUUACAACUGUUUUUUGUGUUGAGUCUGUUGUCCUUCCCACGCACCUCCGAUUAGCACGUUUGGCUAUGUACGGUGCGAAAUAAGUUCAACAUACAUACACAUACAUACACAGCGCCCUCUAGUGAGUGUAUCAUUGGUACUCCAUUUAUAUUCCCCAGAAGGAUGAUAAGCUGAUUGUCAUGAUCUUCUAUAUAUAAAAAAGGGAAAUUUGUGAAU
Molecule: messenger RNA, 9949 nt
Organism: Lethenteron reissneri (Far Eastern brook lamprey)
Lineage: Eukaryota; Metazoa; Chordata; Hyperoartia; Petromyzontiformes; Petromyzontidae
Gene: NFXL1
Product: nuclear transcription factor, X-box binding like 1
Biological process (GO): regulation of DNA-templated transcription
Cellular component (GO): nucleus
Molecular function (GO): zinc ion binding; DNA-binding transcription factor activity, RNA polymerase II-specific; RNA polymerase II transcription regulatory region sequence-specific DNA binding
Source: RefSeq, a predicted model, not a curated record